CAACUUCAAUAUGAGUCACUAUAAUAAGGGCCUCAAUCCAUAAUCAAGAACCCUGUGUCGGACCGGUUUGGAACCAAUCACAGGGCAAUCAGUACAGCCUUAUUAGCAGGCAACAUUUGCCUGGAUUUCGCACUUGGCAGCCUCGUUCUUUCUUAUUUAUUCUUUCCAUACAUAUCCAGUGAGUCAUAGACAAGCUAGCUGGUAUACUCCAACGCAAUCUUCAAAGCCACGCUCAAACAAAGCAAAAUAGAUGGCCGUCACAUCCUAAACAUCAGCGAUGCAGUUGGUCCCAGCAUCCUUGACUAGGUCCGGAUAAUAUCGAAAGCCGAGAGACUCCUUCUCUUAUCCUUCUUUGAGGGGUAACAUUCCGAAAUCUUUCCGUAACAUCAUCAUGGAAACACCAAACAGUAUGCCAGAGAGGCAUAUAGUCUCAAUUUCCCAACUCCCUGAUGCGACCAAACGAGAAAUGGACUUUCUUGAGUCCUCGUUUUUCCAAAAUCCCAACCACCGCCUCCCGACUCCAGCGCAAGUGAAAGCAUUGUCAACCGACAUCUCCACAACCCCUAAACCAGAGCCCAUCAUUUUCGAAAACCCCAAUAUAUUCGUCAAAUUUGGCCUUUAUGUUACUAUCGCAGAAGCGCAAUGUCUCUGGAUGAUCAGACAAGUCUUCCGCGGCAAGAUUCCUGUUCCUGAGCUUUUUGGAUGGCGAAUCGACGAUGAAGGCCACGUAUUUAUUUAUAUGGAACUCAUUCAGGGGAAGAGGCUGGCAGAUCGCUGGGAUGGAUUGGAUAGUGUGGAUAAAGGGGUUCUUCGUGAUCAACUGUGUGACAUUGUCGGUUGCUUACGCCAACUUGAGCAGGAUCCCUCUGAUAAGUUCAUCGGGUCUAUAAACCGACAACCACCUCUAGACUAUGUCUUCGAAUUACAACCAGGAGGCCGUCCAUUCCUCAGCGUCAAAGACUUCAACGAUUGGUUUGCCUCAUUAGUCCAGCAGAGACUUCUUCCAUCACUAAAAUGCAAAGACCCGUAUAGGCACAUAUUGCCAGAUGAUGGGGCGAUCAAGUUUACGCAUGCAGACCUUCACCGGGCGAAUAUUAUGGUAUCCUCAGAUUCUCCAAUUCGUAUUCUGGGUAUUGUGGAUUGGGAGCAGUCAGGCUGGUAUCCAGAUUUUUGGGAAUAUUGCAAGGCGCAUUACACUUGUUGGUGUGAGGAUGAAUGGCGUGUAGACUUUUUUGACAAGUUCUUAUUACCACGGAUGGACGAAUUUUUGGUGUUUUCAGAAUACACUAUGUCGAUAGGUGCAGUUUAAAUAGAGGCAUAUUUCUGCGAUUGAGUCAUAG
Aspergillus wentii DTO 134E9 is the source of this 1340-nucleotide messenger RNA. RefSeq lists its product as uncharacterized. Lineage: Eukaryota; Fungi; Ascomycota; Eurotiomycetes; Eurotiales; Aspergillaceae. The transcript is spliced from 2 exons. Bases 392 to 1309 code for a protein of 305 amino acids. The record is from RefSeq and is a predicted model, not a curated record.